AUGAUAACGCAAUCUUCACGAUACAAACAUGCUAUGAAACCAAGACAACGUGUUGAAUUCGAAGGAUAUUCAUUCGUUGUACCGGACUUGAAUUUCAAGGUUUUUUGAAGUUUUGUUUUUACUUGAAAACAUCUAAAAUGAUUCCAGGCACCGGUUUUGAAAUGUUGUGAAGGAUAUAAAAACGCUUCAACCAGCUUGAGAAAUCCAUGUUCGACGGAGUAUGACAACAUUGAUAAUUUUGUCGAUCCUGUCAGUGAUAAACCAAUCGCAACAAUUCCACCAUCUCCAAGAGUUGUUACUAAGUCUCCUGUUAUUUCUAUGUCGUCACAAAGAGCUCCAAUACGCGAACCUCAGGCAAUAACUCUUGAAAAUGAUGUUGAAGAUGGUAAUUUACUUUUAUUUUCUAUCUCAUUUCAAACAAAUCCAUCGUUUUUUAACCCAUGUUUACUACUACUCACAAAGUCACAAAUAUUCGUGAGUAUUUUGCGAUGCAUGGAAAAUAGAAAAUUACGAAUAAGAUUCGUAGGUUGGCCAAGAUUUCUAAUUAAUUAUAGAACUUGACUUAUGACGUAAUCAUACAUUUUUCAGAUGGUUGGGACAAUUUCGACUACGAAAGAACUGAAAAUCAAGGAUCUAUUGCAUCUGCACAUCCAUCAAUUGCUACUACAUCAACAAGUUAUCCACAAUUCAAUUCUGAAAAUGAAGAUGACGAUGCUGAUGUUUUUGACAGUUUUGAAGAAGGUCCAGCUAAUGUUGAACUUGUAAAUGAGCCGAUCACUGGGCACCUUGAAGAACAUCAAAACGAUGAAGAGGAAGAAGAUGUUGAGAUGUUGAGCAAUGAUAGUUUUGAUAACUUUGUACCACCAGCAAAAAUAUCGCCAAUCACAAAACCAACAACAGCCCCAAAACCAGGUGAUAACAAGAAACGACACGAUAUGCACGGACAAUUUCGUGGUUUUCUUCAGGAUGAUAGUGAGGAGUUCAAUGAUGAAUGUAAGAGUUUUCUUGUAUUAUUCGAGAUCUAAUUUUGUGUUCAAAUAUUUAUUUUUUCAGUGGCUGUUCUUGGUGUUGAUCUUCGUAACAAACUCUACGCGACUCUCAAAUCAAUGUUUGGUUUCAAUCAAUUCAGACAUCGACAGAAAAUGGCUAUUACAUCAAUUCUUAAAGGACAUGACACUUUUGUUUUGAUGCCAACUGGAGCGGGUAAAAGUUUAUGUUAUCAAUUGCCAGCAAUUCUUUCGGAUGGUGUUACAAUCGUUGUUUCCCCAUUGAAAUCAUUAAUUGAAGAUCAAACAUCGAAAAUGAGAGAAUUGGGAAUUCCUUGUGAACAAUUAACAUCAGAAUUAUCAACUGAUGAUCAAGAAAGUAUUUAUACCCGACUUGGAGCACUAAAACCAGAUAUAAAGUUAUUAUAUGUUACUCCGGAAAAGAUCAGCGCAUCAGGUCGUUUGAAUUCUGUAUUUUUCGAUUUACACAAGCGUGGACUUCUUGCUCGAUUUGUAAUUGAUGAAGCACAUUGUGUUUCUCAAUGGGGACAUGAUUUUCGACCGGAUUAUACAAAACUUCAUACUUUACGUGAGCGAUAUACAAAUCCAAAAGUUCCGAUUGUUGCUCUAACUGCAACCGCAACGCCGAAAAUUGUAACCGAUGCUCGAAAUCAUCUUGGAAUGAAAGACUCAAAGUUAUUCAUUUCAAGUUUUGUGAGAGACAAUCUGAAAUACGAUUUAAUUCCAAAAGCAUCCAAAUCAUUAAUCAAUGUUGUCGAAAAAAUGAAACAAUUGUACCCGGGAAAAUCUGGAAUAAUUUAUUGUUUAUCGAGAAAAGAAUGUGAAACUGUUCAAAUGAUGUUGAUCAAAUCUGGUGUUUCUGCCGAAGUUUAUCAUGCGGGAUUGAAUGAUACAACAAGAGUUACAGUACAGAGAAGGUAAAACUUCGUUCCUUUAGAAAAAAAAACAUAUGUUCAUUUUACAGAUGGCUAGCAAAUCGAGUUGAUGUAAUUUGUGCAACAAUUGCAUUCGGUAUGGGAAUUGAUAAGCCAGAUGUUCGAUUUGUAAUUCAUUACAGGUAUACAACAUCCCUUUUCAAUUGAAAUAUUGUGAUAUUUUAUCACGAGAAAUAAUAAUAAUCUUCUGGAAAAAUAACAAGUUUAAUCCAAAAAUUUAGAGAGAUUAAAAUGUUUCUAUAGAAAAUAUUUCCGCCUUAUGAUAACAAUAAUAAAAUUUAUAUUAUUUAUUUUCUAGUCUUCCAAAGUCGAUCGAAGGUUAUUAUCAAGAAACUGGUCGUGCUGGUCGAGAUGGACUUCCCUCAUAUUGUUUGAUGCUUUAUUCUUAUCAUGAUCAUAUUCGACUUCGAAGAAUGAUUGAAGAAGGAAACACAACAACCGGUGUUCGAAUGAUGCAUUUACAAAAUGUAUUGCAAAUUGUUGCAUAUUGUGAAAAUGUUUCAGUUUGUCGCAGAAAAAUGUUGGUCGAACAUUUCGGAGAAGUUUAUGAUGAACAAACUUGUCGAACCAGUAAAACACCGUGUGAUAUAUGUGAUAGAAAGCGAAAAAAUCCUGAAGCGAUUCGAUUGUUCGAUGUGAGCGAUGAGGCAAAGAUGUUGAUGCAAAGUUUGCCAAGAAUGCAAAAAACAACACUCAAAUAUUUAUCCGAAUUGUAUCGUGGUAAUUUGUGCAAGAAAUCGAGUGAACAAGCGAUGCGACUUGGUCAUACAUCUUUGCCAUUUUUCAAACGCGGACAAGGAAUGACUGAACAAGAUGCUUUGAGAUUUGUGAGAAAAUUAGUUGUUGAAGGCUAUGUUUAUGAAAGAUUAUAUUCUGCUCCAAAUCAAGCGGCUGCAGUUUUAGCAUACGCUGAAUUAACAGAAAGUGGAAGAGCAAUCGCAAGUGGGGCCAAAACUGCAAAAGUAAGAUUUUUCCUUAUUACUGAUUCUGAUAUUCUGAUUAAAUUGUUAAAAAUCACUAUUUUUAAUCUUUAAAGAAUUUUCUAGACAAAAGUUAAUGAAAUUUUUUGGAUAAGAUUAUAAAGGAAGCCAUUAUUUUCCUAGUAAGGAAAGAUCAUUUGAUGUGACCAUUAUGUAAUUUCUCAAAACGGUGUCAAACAUCUUACAUCUAAAUCAUGUUUUUUCCAGGUUUAUCUUCACAUUGUGACUUGUGAGAAAAAGAAGAAGACUAUUGGAAUGAUUGAAUUACCAAAUAUGAAUACUGUGUCUGAAGCACAAGCUCUCAAGGAAAAGUUAGAAUAAAAUUCCACAAGACUUAUGAUAAAUACGUAUAAUUUUUCAGACAUAUGGUGAAACAUGCUGAUGUGUUUUCUCGUUGUCUUCGAGAUCUAACACAAAUGUUGACUGCAUUGGCCGAAAGUAGUGGAUUAUCUGGACCGUAUUCAAUGAUAUCAAGAGAAGGAAUUGAACAGAUUGCCGCAUUAUUGCCAAGAACAAACUCAGAAUUAUUGAGAGUUGAUUCGAUGACUGAAAUGAAAGUCAAUCGAUAUGGGCAAGCUGUUAUGGAAACAUUGGCACCAUUUUGGAAACAGGUUGAUGGUGAGUUGAAUAAUUUCAAAAAGUUUAAAUCUAGAAAUAGAGGAUCUCAAAACCGGAAAAUUAUCACUUUGUUGAAAUAUUAAAAAUAAUGACGAAAACUGAUUUUGAAAUCAUUUUUCCAUAGCCGAAAACGUGAGAAAAUCGGAAUAAAUUAUAAUUUCUUCAAAAAAUAUAUUUGUGUACUUCUCCUUUUUUCAAAUAAAAAAAACUAUCAACAAAACACAUUUGCUAUAAACUACACUAAUCGCCUCAAAAACUUAUCUUAUCAACAAAAGAUUUUCGUACUCCGAAAAAAAUCAUCAUUUUUUCCAGACCGCGAAGAAGAGGAAAUGAGAAGACAGUUAGAAAAAUUGAAAAACGGCGAGAUUGUUAUGGGUGGAUUUGCCGAACUACCAGCUGGUUUACCGAUUCCUGGUGGAGCACCUUAUAAACCAAUAUUUCCAUCUCGUGGACGUGGAGCACCAAGAGUUCGAAAACGUGUCACUCCGGGGUGUGUUUUUUGAACUUUUUUAUUGAAAAUUAGGUGGAUGUGUUUUGUGUCAUUAGAUUAGUCACAAAUAAACAUGGCUAUGUAGUGAAUAAAAAUGACUAGGGCCUAAUUUGAAUUCUCCUCUUCUUCUCGCUUUUCUAUCUUUUAUUUCAUUCAAAGUUUUUCACGAAUUUCGUAGAUCAAAGUCACAAAUUUCAACGGAUUAAAAAUGUGUGCAAAUUUCUGAUUUGCAUAGCAUUCAUAUUAAUCAUGAAAAAUUGCAGGAAAAAUAUAAUUUUACUAGUUUUUUUCGUUGGGGAGUGGAAUUGACAAGUUUGUUAGAACGACUUUUACAUUUUCCGCGUAUUUUUUUUACUAUGAAAGAGUUUCCGGAAUCGGACAUCAAAAAGUGAAUCAGAAAUUUUUUAACCCCCGAAAUUCGGGGCCCGAAUCCCUGAAUAUAGAGAUAAAAAAUAUAUAAAAAGUUUUUUCAAUCCUAAAUUUUCGGAAAAAAAGUGGAAAUUUAAUGACUUCGAAAAAAUUCUCCCUUUAAUUCGUUUUCCAAACUUUUUGUCCCUCCCGAAAAAAAACUAAGAUUAAAUCAAUGUAUUUUUUUCAGAUCAAGUGGUCGUGCGACAAAGAAGCCCCGUUAUACAGCUCCUUCUUCAACAACAACAUCGUCACGCGGCGGAGGAGCAAAAAGAGGCGGAGCCAGUAGAGGUGGGAGGGGAAAAGGAGGAGCCGCAAAACCCACUGCAGCACUUUUUCCGAAUGGAAUGUUUUGA
Messenger RNA from Caenorhabditis angaria, 4794 nucleotides. The record is from the annotation of a GenBank genome assembly. NCBI's taxonomy places the organism in Eukaryota, Metazoa, Nematoda, Chromadorea, Rhabditida, Rhabditidae.